UGUUCACCAUCUGCGCCGCGUUAUCAAUACAGUCUCUCAGAUUUCUCCGAAGCAACCUUCUUCGAUCUCCCCUCCUCUGUUAUAGUUUCCAAAUUCAUAAAACCACGCAUUGAUUGAUAAUGCCGGUCCUUUACGAGCAAGAUAAGCACGUCUCCUCUGCUAUUUUGACCGGACAGGAGAGAGGUGUGCUUAGAUGCCAGGAACGAACGUCAUUGCUUCAUCACUGGAAGCUCACUAAGGAGCAGAUAGAAUUGGUGGACAAAGCUGGUUUUGGUUGGUUUCGUCUGAUAGGAUCGAUUAGUUUGAACAAUUCGCUUAUCUCUGCCCUUGUCGAGAGAUGGCGGAGAGAAACCAACACGUUUCACUUCCCUUGUGGCGAAAUGACUAUCACUCUCGAUGAGGUAUCAUUGAUUCUUGGUCUUGCUGUUGAUGGCAAACCUGUGGUUGGUGUUAAAGAAAAAGAUGAGGACCCUUCUCAAGUAUGCCUCAGACUUUUGGGGAUACUGCCAAAAGGUGAACUGAGCGGUAAUCGAGUCACUGCGAAAUGGUUGAAGGAGAAUUUUGCAGAGUGUCCAAAGGGAGCUACGGCGAAAGAAAUUGAGUAUCACAGUCGUGCUUUUCUUAUAUACCUUAUUGGGAGUACCAUUUUUGCAACUACAGAUCCCAGUAAGAUCUCUGUUGAUUACCUUAUUCUCUUUGAGGACUUUGAGAAAGCUGGAGAAUACGCUUGGGGUGCUGCUGCGCUAGCUUUCUUAUAUAGACAAAUUGGUAAUGCCUCUCAACGGUCUCAGAGUAUCAUUGGUGGUUGCUUGACACUCUUACAGUGCUGGAGUUACUUCCAUCUGAAUAUUGAUCGGCCAAAGAGAACCACCCGUCAAUUUCCACUGGCACUUUUGUGGAAAGGAAGGCAGCAAAGUCGAUCAAAGAAUGACUUGUUUAAGUAUCGCAAGGCGCUUGAUGAUCUGGAUCCAUCAAAUGUGAGUUGGUGCCCCUUUGAAGGAGAUCUUGACAUUGUGCCACAAAGUUUCAAAGAUAAUCUACUACUUGGAAGGUCCAGAACAAAAUUGAUUGGUCCAAAAGUAGUAGAAUGGCACUUCCCAGAUCGAUGCAUGAAGCAAUUCGGUCUGUGCCAAGUUAUCCCCGGAGAAGUUCCUCCCAGAAAAAACGAAAAGAACCAUGACGAAGACUUAGUGGAAGAUAUGAACACAGCAGACGAAGAAUGGAUGAGACGAAGGGAAAACAUUGUGGAGAAUGAAGGGGGAAACGGUGAUGAAAGUGAAUAUAUGCAGUGGUUCAAUAGCAUCAGUGUCCCAAAGCUUCACAGAGAUACAAGUCUUGAAGCUGAUAUAAUGAACGUGCAAGCUGCUAUACUACAAUUCGACGAGGUGGCCUCAACGUUAUCAUUAGAGGAUCUACAUCCAGAGGAGAGAGAAGCAAUUGAAGAAGCAGUGAUGUCAAUGUCCAAUGCCUUGAGAGUAGGAGAUUGGUACGAGGCAUCAACAACAAAUAAACGUAAGCGGAGAGAGGAUCAACAAACGGACUGGAGCGAAUGAAAAAAGGAAGAUCCUUUCUUUCUUCUGGCUGAUCAGUUAGUUUCGGCCAUUCGCUUGGAGAAAGGAGAUGUAAGUCCAUCAUCACUAGAGUUUACGCUUUAAUAAGGAUUCAUAGACUCUGCUAACUAUUUGACUGUAGAAGUAGAGAUGUUGGUUUUGUAUCUUAAAAGAGUACUAAAGAGGGUACAUAUAUUUAAGAGAGGUUUAAAAGCUUUAAGGGAUCUAUUACAGAUUAA
This is a messenger RNA of Capsella rubella, 1789 nucleotides long. Its product is annotated as protein MAINTENANCE OF MERISTEMS. Gene Ontology annotation, biological process: meristem development; meristem maintenance. Lineage: Eukaryota; Viridiplantae; Streptophyta; Magnoliopsida; Brassicales; Brassicaceae. The coding region runs from base 120 to 1553 and encodes 477 amino acids. The record is from RefSeq and is a predicted model, not a curated record. The transcript has 6 exons.